Molecule: messenger RNA, 5917 nt
Organism: Fusarium verticillioides 7600
Lineage: Eukaryota; Fungi; Ascomycota; Sordariomycetes; Hypocreales; Nectriaceae
Exons: 2
Coding region: 293-1450 (385 amino acids)
Biological process (GO): zinc ion import across plasma membrane
Cellular component (GO): plasma membrane
Molecular function (GO): high-affinity zinc transmembrane transporter activity
Source: RefSeq, a predicted model, not a curated record
AUCAAGGUUCACGAGUAUUUAAAUCACGACAGCCCUUUCUACAAAUUGCUCUAUUCCUCCGAGAAACACGGCAAAACGGCAAGUCACCGGCAAUAUCGGCUUGUCUACCAGAGAUCUUUUGCUUGAGAGGUUGCGUAUUUGAAAAAGUCUAAUUGUUAAGCAGGAUGGGCUAUAUAUACUUCGAACCCCUCGGCUGCAAUGCUGUAUUUCGCAUUCCCGCCAUUCAUUGAUUAAGCUUAGGUUCCUUCAUUCGCUUAUCUUUAUUCUUUUGGACUUUGUCAAGAUUGCGAUAAUGUCUGGACCUACCAACUUUGACCCUGAGAGGGUUAACCUCACUGAGUUCCAGUCCGUCACUGAUCAGGGUCUCAUCACCUGCUUCCUGACGACGGCUGGAAACCAAUACGAUGGCCCUCUGGGUAUCAGAAUUGGCUCACUAUUCGUCAUUCUCGUCGUCUCAACCGCAGUCACUUUCUUCCCAGUCGUGGCGACGCGAAUCCCUCGGCUCAAGAUCCCGCUCUACGUCUACCUCUUUGCGCGAUACUUCGGCUCCGGUGUCAUCAUUGCAACUGCAUUUGUCCACCUGCUCGAUCCUGCUUAUUCAGAGAUCGGACCAGCAUCUUGUGUUGGUAUGACUGGUGGUUGGUCGACGUACUCUUGGCCACCGGCUAUUGCUCUCUCAGCGGCGAUGUUCACUUUCUUGUUCGACUUUUCUGCCGAUUACUACGUCCAAUCUCGCUAUGGGCUCCAGCAUAAUGAUACUGGUGUCGAGGAAACUAUUACUACCUCCGGCGCAGAUGGACACCAGCACCACUCUGACGACGGCUCGAACUCGAGAAGGCUCGUGAUCAAUGGCGAGCACGAUACAGAAGCGGCUACGUCAGAGAAGCUUCGUGGUGGCUAUGCAGAUUUCAAGGAGCUCCAACACCUUGAUGGCGAUUCUGAAGAAACCGAGCUUGCCUUCAAGACACAAAUCGCAGCCUUCCUCAUUCUCGAAUUCGGUGUCUUAUUUCACAGUGUCUUCAUCGGUCUGAACUUGGGUGUCGCGGAUACAUCCGACUUCGACACCUUGUUCCCUGUCCUUGUUUUCCACCAAUCCUUCGAAGGCCUUGGUAUCGGCGCCAGACUUAGUGCCAUCCCUUUCCCCAACCGACUUCGCAGUAUGCCCUGGCUCCUCUGUCUCGCUUACGGUCUGACAACACCUAUUGCCAUUGCAAUUGGUCUCGGUAUCCGAAAGACGUACGAUAACUCAUCCUUCACUGCAAACACGGUCAACGGUAUCUUUGACUCUAUUUCUGCUGGCAUUCUCAUUUAUACUGGAUUUGUGGAGAUGAUUGCUAGGGACUUUCUCUUCAAUCGUGAGAGAACGAACGACAAGGUCAGGCUGGGAUUUAUGAUCGUCUGCCUCUUCCUGGGUGCUGGAAUUAUGGCUCUGGUUGGAAAGUGGGCUUAGUCUUUGACAACCACUCUUUAUUCGAUGGAAGUGAAACUUAGAAUAAUGGCCAUGUGUGUUCUCUAGAAUCUCUAUUUAAUCUACCUCAAUAAGCACUUUCAGAGCGUUAUGCUUUGAUGCCUCGCCAAAUGUCUUGUAAGCAUUCUCAACAUCGCUCAGCUUGAAAUCUAAACGGGAACCGUCAGUACGGAUGCUUCAGACUUAAGCUAGAGAACUUACUAUGAGUGAUCAGCUGCGAGGGUUGCAGUUUGCCAGAUUGCACUAGCUUGAGAAGCAUGGGGGUAGUAACAGUAUCCACAAGCUGAGUAGUGAUCGCUGAGACACUUGCAUUAGUGCCCUUUCAAACGGUAGAUCGGACAGCCAAGCCACUUACAGAUGUUCUUGAUCCAUAGGUCCUGAAGGUGGAGGUCCACUUUGGUACCAUGCACACCAACGUUUGCCAACACGCCCCCAACGGCGAUGAGCUUUUGACAGAGCUCAAAAGUAGCGGGGAUACCAACAGCCUCAAUGACGGUAUCGCAACCUUUCCCAUCUGUCAAUUUCAUCACUUGGGCAACAGCGUCUUGACCGCUGACGACCGAAUCAGUUGCGCCGAGCUUCUUGGCAACAUCAAGUCUGGCAUUGUCCAUAUCGACCGCAAUGAUCUUGGAUGGUGAGUAUAGCUGGGCAGUGACAAUAGCAGCCAAGCCAACCGGUCCAGCGCCGACAACUACUACAGUCCCUCCAGGUUGGACUUUGCCACUGAGAACACCAACUUCAAGACCAGUUGGGAAAAUGUCGCUGACCAUCACCAAAGCAGCCUCAUCUGCCCCAUCGGGAAUAGGGUGGAGACUCGAGUCAGCAUGGGGAAUGCGGACAUAUUCAGCUUGAGUUCCAUCGAUGGUGUUGCCAAGAAUCCAACCUCCAGAAGUACAAUGGCUAUACAUUCCCCUGCGGCAGUACUCGCAGGUCGCGCAGCUUGAGAUGCAAGAAAUUAGAACUCUAUCACCCUCUUUGAAGCGUGCGACAGAUGCACCUGCGGAAUGGACGAUGCCCACGCCUUCGUGGCCUAGAACUCUUCCUGGCUCGCAGGUAGCGACAUCUCCUUUUCGGAUGUGCAGAUCAGUUCCGCAGAUGGUGGUCUUGGUGACUUUGAUGAUUGCAUCUGUUGGUGAAGCGAUCUUGGGGAGAGGACGAUCUUGGAGGGUAACGGAGCCAUUACCGGCGUAGACGAGGGCCUUCAUUCUCGAUAUUUGAGUAUAGAUAUGGAACAAUGGUGUUUUGAGAGGUCAAUUAAUGGUUUUAGAAGAGGAAUGAGAUGUCCUUGACAUCACCUUUUAUACAGCUUCUAACGGAUCGGCAGUGGUCUGACUUCACGGAUCAGGCCAUUCAUCAGGCCGCUCUAAACGUGCGGGGUAGCGGCCGCAAAAGUCCGGGGUAACCGGGCGCGGAACCGCAUAACGCAUGAACAUGUUUCACUCUCACCAAUGACAAUCAAUCGGUUGAGGAUUCAAUGCCUCUUGGAAGUAACCGUAGCAAUGCAUUUCAGCCCAAGGGGAUAGGGUCCUGUAAGCUAGCAUUCUCUACCCAAUCGGAUGACUCGAGGCAGAAAGUUCCAGUCGGAAGAAAUAUUGCCUACCGGAUGCAAGCCGCGUUUCAGGGAUUUUAUACGAGUAUGUCGGCAGAUGGAGAUGUCACCAACUCGAACAGGGUCUAUCCCUAUGUAUCUUGCUCAACAGAAUGUUGAGAACACCGGGUUUCAGCUGAUCUUUUUUCUCCAAUUCUGAAACUCAACAAACAGGCCUCGUUUUUCACAUGUGCCAAAAUGAAUUCCUCUACCCAUUUUGGUGUAUAUUAUCUUCCCAUUAGCACUCACAAUACGGCUGUAUUUGUCCAAAAAGCUUUCAGUUCUUGGGAGCCAGUGUCCUGUUGCAGAAACCAAUCUAGAUCGGACCUGUAACAAUUGAGGAGAAUUGCAGAUCUUGCAUUGGCUUGUAACCACUAGAUCAAUCUGAAGGUUACAGGUUCGCCCUUGAAUAUCUCAUCAACCCACUCUCUGGCCCCCUCCUUACCGGCAUCCUCCCAAAUUCCACCUGAGGUGUCAGACGCCUCGCUCGGACUAAACGCCCAACCACCACUACCCCACGAGCGACGCCACUUUGAGAUGCUAUGCCCGUGGACAUAUCCGACUCUUCGAAAUUGCUGCUCCGUUGGAUCGUUUCGGUUGAGAUUGAGUAAUAGGCCAAAUGGCCCUCCAUCAUCUGCCUCAAAUACCAAGAAAUAUCGGGAUACUUUGUUUGACUUGGUUUUACCCCCGCCACAAUCCCAUUCCACUCUUAGGUCGUCAUCGGGGCCCAGAGACACAGUGUCGCUAUAAGGAUCAUCUAGUUUCACAUUGACGAGAUGGCCACGGAUAACCAGCAUCGGAGGUUUCUCCUCGCUGGCUAUGAUGUCCAGAAUCUGCAAAUUCGAGUCACUGGGUGUGAUUCUGUCUGAAUAGUAAAUUGGUCCAGUGACAGAUGCCCACGACCAAGUUGGAGCACCCCCAUCCUUAAUUCUGUGACUAUUACCAUCGCCUGCAUUUUUAUGCCACAAAAGGUCUGCCUUCAUUGUUUGUCGCCAAAGACCAGAAACAUACUCAUCAUUACUUCUGAGCCUUUGAGCAGCGUUAGCCAGGCCUUGAAUUGCGGGGAGUCGAUCACUCGCAAAGGUAAGGUCCAGCUCAGUAUAUGCCGGGACGAUUUCGGAUCUCCAAUUCGCCUCAGCCGAAGAAACAUCGGGAUCUUGAGGAUGAAGAAAAUGCUUCAUCACGCUGGUAGUGCGGAGAGUCCUCAGAGAUGUCGCUGAGCAUUCGCACUCACACACAGAUCUGCAUUCCCAAGCCAUUUCAUUCUGCGAAAAGUGGAGGGUUCGCGGUGACAGUAAGCGUUCCUGGAAAACCCAACCUCUCGUUGAUAGCUUGCUUUGACCUAAGCCACUUCUUCUACUCCAUGAAUGAAACGGAAGUUGCUGGGCUAAGAACCCACGCUCUCGGAUAUGUACGCCACUCGAGCUGGACUGGUCAUUUUUGCAUUGCACAACGAACCUUUGCGGGGCCUUUCGGAAUGGUGGCGACAGGAAGCCGGAUGUACUGUCUGGUGCGGCAUCGGCAAAAAUGGUCACAUGGGCGUUGGCAUAUACCUGAGCCAUCAGCGAGGCUUCGUGCUUCCAGUCCUCUGGAGAAUCCUGAACAAUACAUAAGGAGUCAAUCCAUAUGUAGGGGAUUUCCAAUGCCCGGGCCACGUUCAAAGCAUCUUGAAACGUUUGUGGAAGAUCUUCAGGGAGCGAAACAGUGUACGUUUCUAGAUUGGAUAAAGUGGUCAUUGUAGGCGUUUUCCCUCCCCAGCAGUGGCUCAGAGCCGCAUAGUGGGCUUGCUGAUUGGGCUCAGUAAUUACGAGCCUGGGAGAUACCUUGUCGUUUCCGACCGAUAUAACCCGUGUUGGUAGUGUUGAAAUAGUGGUCUUGGUACAGUUGGCGUGUUUUCCUCCGGCGUGGCCACAUGCGUCAAGCCAUUCGCGCGCCAAAGAUACACAACUUGGAGCUAACCCGUAUUCUGGUAUAUGAUAGCCCCGACCGAUCAAGUCCCAGGGUAGAGAGACGUCAUCUGUAUCCAGUGAGAUGCGGUGUUACUCAUGCAAGAAUCUACAUAGCCUACCAUCAGUUGUAUAUAGCUGAAACGUCUUUUCGCUAACAGAAUGUGCAACGGGAUCAGGGUAAAGGUGGACAACCAUGGGCCCUGGAUGCUUUGGUGGCUUGCUUUCAACAAGUACUGAUUCAUAUAGAACAUCUGGCAUAGUUGUUUCUUCUUUCACAGCAGUGCUAAUUGCCUCCCAUAGAAGAGCACAAGUGUGACAUGGAGUAGCGUUGGAUGAUUUCUUGAGCUCAGCUAUAGAUAUAGUCAAACCUCGAAUUGCUGUAUCAUAUUCCAGGACCAGUAAAUGGCAGACUGGGCAAGCAGGUUCUGUUGGCUGACAUGGCGUGGCUUCCACCGGUUUUGUGAGCCCGGAGAACAUUAUCUGGCUAGGGAGUGACUACUAUAUGGGGUAUCAUGAGAUACGUCAGAGGGAUGCGGCAAAGUAUCACGCAUAUAAUAGAGUUUGAGGCGGUUGUUCCGGCGAUCUUAUAGCAGUGUUCUGUCUAUAGUCCUGGAACAUCAUUUAAAAUGGUCAGCAGAGUUUGAGGGGCGGGGUAGUCAGCCAAUUCAUGGUUUAGGAAGGCGGUCGAGACUGGCAGCAGGGUACAAGACUUCCAAGCCUAUCGAAAUACUGGAGUAGUGAUUUCCACAAAUCAAUGUGACAGACAGGAGAUCUACUACAGGUAGUGUAGAUUGAACUAAGGAAAUUAUAUUAAUAUCAUUUCCUCAGGUACAUUACUAUAACUAUGAACUGCAUUAUAAGCUAGAUAGCUUAGCGCAAGUAGCAUAUUAUUUAUAUCUACUAUAAUUAAGC